UAAAUAACCAGCUGUCGACCGCGGAAGAAUGUUUUACCACAGUACACAGCGGCUUUAUCAGCUGAAGAUGGCGGACGGGGAAAAUAUCCUUGUUGGAGCCAGUUCCAGCACUUCAAAUAUUGAAGAACCAGUUUCAAAAAAGCCCAAAAUGGGCAUGGCCAUAGAAUGUGGACUCAAAAUUGUUAAGACUGAGCAAGUUACGUACGGGCCAGAGGCUGGUGAGAGUUGGGCGACGGCGAUUUCUGCGCUGCCAGAGAAGGAGAUUGAGCCGGUGUUGGUAGGACAGGCCUCAGCAGCAGCACCAGGCGGAGACAAUGGGCUGCUGGGCUUCGAGCCUCAGGAAAGGGUAGCGAAUUUAGACAAGGCUUCUGGACCCACUGCGGAGCCUGCAGGUAGGAUAAUUUUGCUAGCUGGUAUGCCAAGUUUUUUGGCGGACUCGACCAUUGUAUGUCUGGUUAACGUUAGGUUGCUCCACCUAGUUAGAUACCAAUUGGGCUAGCUUUGUAACUAAGUUGUUACUAGCGAGUUCAGCAGCACGUCAGCCUGAAGUUUGAAACUAGCUAACUUUGCGUGCAUUACGCAUGAUAUGAGACUUUAUUAUUAUUAUUUUAUUUUUUUGUCAUUUUAGCAGACGCUCUUAUCCAGAGCGACUUACAGUUAGUUAUUAGCCAAUGCUUUUACCCACCCAUAAAAAUGUAACAACCUUUAGCGGGAGAGCUAGCUAACUAUCAACAUUGGCUAUUUGGAUUGUCAUUAAAUUGCAAGUUAGUUUUUUUUGCAAAUUUCAAGGAAUGCAAAAAUACAGUUCAAUAAUUUGUUGUUUUAGGAAUAUAUACUGUUAAUUAAAUGAAUUAACAAAACUAUCACUUCCCACUAUCAUGUCCUCCUUAUUCCUGAUCCUGAGUGUCUUGACCCUGAUGAUGAGGAACUUAACCCAAAUGCCUUUGCCUCCCCAGACGGUGUCAAUGAGGAUGAUGACAGAUCCUCACAUGCAAGUUCCAGUGACUGGACACCUCAACCACAGAUAGGUACAAGAUGACAAAUAAGUCAUAUUUUUAAUACACCUGUUUUAGUACACAAAAUUGCAUGCAAACCAGGUAAUGUUAAAGAUACAAUAACAUGUUUUAAGCUAUUUGAAUGUAUUGAUGUUGGUGUGUUUUUUAAAAUUAGGUUCCUACAGUUUUAUCCAGCAACACAUCAUGAGAGAGACAGAUCCGAGAACAAUACUGAAAGACUUGCUUCCUCCAGAGACUGUGCUUCCGCCCGACUUGGAUGACAUGACACUGUGGCAGAUCAUCAUCAACAUUUCGGAGCCUCCUAAAAGAAAGAAGCGCAAAGAUAUAAACACCCUGGAGGACGUGGUUCGGCUACUCCAUGAAAGCAAAAAGAUCCUUGUGCUAACUGGUGCUGGAGUAUGUAUUGCAGGGAACACAUUAAGUAGGGUGUCCACCCACUCUGCCGAUGAAAUUUCACUUCCUUAUGUUAUAAAAUGCAUUUUACCAAGACAUACGAUUAUUCACAUUCUGAAUUGUUCAGUGGGGUCUUUCUCAAACAUAUCAUUGACAUUAUAUCCAAAGUCAGAUUUCGUAUCCUAAUACAUCUGAUAAUAAGCACCGAGCUCUGUUGACAUAGCAAUGCAGGUUUCUCGUGAGGAUUUUACAUUUUGUGGUCGUCGUCUUCAAAGUUGUUUCCGCGGGUCGCAAAAUUAGCAUGACACGAGCUGAAUUAAAUGUAAAAGGCUUUGAAAAUGAAAAGCUUGGUAUAUGCUCAGUGCUCCGUUGACAUUUCACAGAGAUACGCUUGUUCUUGUGAGAAAUCUUCGAAAAACAGGAAUUUCUAAUUAAUAUGGAAAGCGUAUAGUAAAAUAUGAAAAUACUACAUGUCAUGUCUCAAUCGAUAUCUAUUGUUUUAUGUCCUGCGGAUUCAAGAAGAGUGAUGACGAGUUCAACGGGAAAUUGAGCCUGUCAGGUAGCCAGUAGCCUUAAUUCUUGCACAGAAUCCAGCUUGCUGAUGCAAUGACAUUUUCCAGAAUGUUCCUUUUUUUUUUAUUCUGGUCUCCGUUGAUUUAGUCACCCUAAUUCUGGCCAUCAUACAAGGGUAAAAUCUCCUUUUCAACUGAUUAUGAUAGACAUGAGGAAAAAAUGGCAUAUUUUACCCAUUUGUCAAAAGUUUGGUAAGUUUUUGAUUGGACACCCUACAUUACGUUUUGCAGUGUCUCUUUGUAUAGCUUUCACAGUUGCCGUAUUUGGACUGAUGAUUUGUUAUUUUUCCUCCUCAGGUGUCUGUUUCUUGUGGAAUACCAGACUUUCGAUCCAGAGAUGGCAUUUAUGCAAGGCUUGCAAUAGACUUCCCAGAUCUUCCAGACCCUCAAGCAAUGUUUGAUAUAGAGUAUUUCAGAAGAGACCCAAGGCCCUUUUUCAAGUUUGCUAAGGUUUGUGGAUUGAAAGCAUAUAUAUAUAUAUAUAUAUAUACACACACACAGACACAUUGGCCAGUUUAUUAGGUACACCCAUCUAAUACCGGGUCAGACCCCCCUUUGCCUCCAGAACAGCUUGAAUUUUUCGAGGCAUGGAAACGUUGCUCAAUUGGUAUCAAGGGACCUAACGUGUGCCAGGAAAACAUUCCCCACACCAUUACACCACCAGCCUGUACCGUGGACACCAGGCAGGAUGGGGCCAUGGACUCAUGCUGCUUACACCAAAUCCUGACUGCCAUCAGCAUGACACAACAGAAACUGGAAUUUGUUGGACCAGGUGAUGUUUUUCCACUCCUCAAUUGUCCAGUGUUGGUGAUCGCGUGCCCACUGGAGACGCUUCUUCUUGUUUUUAGCUGAUAGGAGUGAAACCCGGUGCGGUCGUCUGCUACAAUAGCCCAUCCGUGACAAGUACCGACGAGUUGUGCGUUCCGAGAUGCCGUUCUGCACACCACUGUUGUACUGCACCGUUAUUGGCCUAUUUGUGGCCUGCCUGUUAGCUUGCACGGUUCUUGCCAUUCUCCUUCGACCUCUCAUCAACGAGCUGUUUUCACCCACAGGACUGCCACUGACUGGAUGUUUGUUUGUCGCACCAUUCUCGGUAAACCCUAAACCCUAGUCGCCUGUCUGCCUGCUUUAUAUAGCAAGCCACGGCCACGUGACUCACUGUCUGUAGGAGCGAGCCAUUUGUGAGUGGGGUGGUAUACCUAAUAAACUGGACACUGAGUGUGUAUAUGUGUGUUUAUUUAUUUGAUUAAGUGAUUCAUAUCUAUAAAUUACCACAUGUUUUGAUAUGUGAGAUGGUUUUGAUUGCUCUGCUCUCUUGUAGGAGAUCUAUCCUGGACAGUUCCAACCUUCGCCCUGUCACAAAUUCAUAUCUAUGCUGGGCAAGCAGGGGAAGCUACUACGCAACUACACCCAAAACAUUGACACUCUUGAACAAGUGGCUGGAGUUCAGAGGAUCAUCCAGUGUCAUGGUACAUCCAGUAAUAUACACAGUGUACAAAACAUUAGGAACACCUUCGUAAUAUUGAGUUGCACCCCCUUUUUUGCCGUCAGAACAGCCUCAAUUCGUCGGGGCAUGGACUCUACAAGGUGUCGAAAGCAUUCCAAACGGGAUGUUGGCCCAGGUUGAUGACAAUAAUUCCAACAGUUGUUAAGUUGGCUGGAUGUCCUUUGGGUGGUGGACCAUUCUUGAUACACACGGGAAACUGUUGAGCAUGAAAAACCCAGCAGCAUUGCAGUUCUUGACACACUCAAACCGGUGCGCCUGGCACCUACUACCAUACCCCGUUCAAAGGCACUUGUAUAUAUAAUAUUUUGUCUUGCCCAUUAACCCUCUGAGUGGCACACACACAAUCCGUCUCAAUUUUCUCAAGGCUUAAAAGUCCUUCUUUAACCUGUCUCCUCCUCUUCAUCUACACUGAUUUGAAGUGGAUUUAACAUGUGACAUCAAUAAGGGAUCAUAACUUUCACCUGGUCAGUCUGUCAUGGAAAGGUGUUCCUAAUGUUUUGUACAUUCAGUCAAUGUCAACUUUAAUCCAGUUCCAAGUGUUUGUGGUGCCAUGUCUAAUAUUGACCACAAAGUCUUCUGUAUUUCAGGGUCUUUUGCAACAGCUUCCUGUCUCAUCUGUAAACACAAGGUUGACUGUGAAGCCGUAAGGGAAGACAUUUUUAAUCAGGUAUUGGCAAGAAUGGUUCCUAUUAAUAUUCACCUGUGUCAAAUCUGUGAAUUGAUGUAUUCUCCUGGACAGACUUGUGGCAUUUUAAAGUCGUUAUCAGCUUAUCUUGUGCAGUAGCAUCCAGUCUGCUGAAUUGUCAUUGUCUUUUUUCAUAUUGUAUACAAAUAUCUGUUCUAGGUUGUCCCUCACUGUCCACUGUGUCCAGAUAUUCCCCUGGCAAUCAUGAAGCCAGAUAUUGUCUUCUUCGGAGAGAAUCUCCCAGAACUGUUCCACAGAGCAAUGAAGCAGGAUAAGGAUGAAGUGGACCUCCUUAUCGUCAUUGGGUCCUCACUGAAAGUGCGACCCGUUGCUCUCAUCCCAAGUAUGUUGAAAAUACAAUGAGUGGUUGUUUUAGAUACCCAAGAUGAGCAAUGCUAUUACCAAUGUUAUCAUGUUAUUACCAGUUGUUAUUACCAGUAUUAGCCUUGAUCUCGAGCCAUGCAUGUAUAACAAGGUGACCUCUUUUUCCAUCCAGCCUCCAUUCCUCAUGAAGUGCCUCAAGUCCUGAUCAAUCGGGAGCAGCUGCCUCACCUCAACUUUGACGUGGAGCUACUUGGGGACUGUGACGUCAUCGUUAACGAGCUCUGCCAUCGGUUGGGCGGAGACUUUGAGCAACUGUGCUACAACUCCUUAAGACUCAGUGAGAUCACAGAGAAACCCCAGCGGUCACAGACACCUGCAGAACAGCCACCUUGCGAGGCCUUGUCUACUCACAGUAAGCCAACAGAAGAACAGAAGCGCCGUCACACAGACUCAUCGGUCAGUGCCUCAGAGGAGACGGACACUCAGAUGGUCACAGAGACUCCAGAAGGCGACAGAGUACCAACAGAACCUUGUCCGACGCCGCAGAAUGUCACCGACACAGCUGAAGUCUAUGGAGUACCAUCGGAGCCCUGUCCAAAGGCAAAGAUUGUCUCAGACACGCUUGAAGUUGGAGUACCAACAGAACCCUGUCCAAAGACUCAGAAUGUCACAGGCACAAAAGGCACUCUUGAAUUCGAUGCAGUACCAUCAGAGCCUUGUCCAAAAGCGCAGAUUGUCCCAGAGACUCCAGAAGUAGAAGGAGCACAGCCAGAGCCUUGUCCAAAGGCUCAGAGUCCCAAUGAGGAGAGAAUGGAGAAUUCAGAUUCACCAUCAGUGGACACGCAGAGUGAAGAAACCUCUGGGUUAAAUGACCAACAUGUCAACCUUGAAGUUCGCCGAAGAUGCUGGAUGAGUCGAAUCAGUCGAAGUCCUAUCAGCAAGCGCCUUGAGAGUAAAAUUUCAAGUGUUCAUUUACCUCAGAUUUUGUGCAGAAUUGUGAAAUUAUUUAUGCACAACCUUUUGAUGAUAAUACGUAUUUUCCAUGUCAUGUUAUGACAAAACUUGUUUCCAUGUUGUAAAAUGCAUCCUAAAUUCAAUGUCUUUUCUCCCAGCUUCUCAAUACCUAUUCCAAGCACCAAAUCACUACAUCUUCCACGGGGCAGAAGUGUACUCCAACUCGGAGGACGAGACGUCCAGCUCCUGCGGAAGCGACAGCGAGGACUCCAGCCUGGAGGACGAGGACGAGGAAGACAGCGAUGCUGAGGAGGACCAGAGCACACCAGCAGAGGAGGGCGAGGGCUGCCUCAUUGACAUAGUGACACACAAUCAAGCCUGCGAGGGCACUUCGAGUGUGAAGCAGAUGGACAAUACAGAUGAAAAUGUCCAGAACACCACAGACCUUUAAAAGAACAAAGCACUAGUAGUCUUUUAUAUUUGUUUUGUAUAUUUUUGUCCCCCCACAGCACCUCUAUUAUACAUUUUUCAUAAAGUCUAGAUUGGGUUGAUGACACUUUUGCAUGCAUGUGCUGAAAAUUGAUUCUUCGUUCACCCUCUUCUGUCUGACAACAUUAACAAGCUGCAGGUACACGUUUUGUGUACUACCAUUAAAUAAACAGCAGCUCAACUCAACCAAUCCACUACAGAAGGUUAAUGGUGAAGAAAGGAACAGCAAACUUAGACCAAAGAACAAUUUCCCCCCCCUCGCAAACAGUUUUUCCAUUAAAACUUUAAAGUCUUUGACUUACCCACCACUGAAGUGUAAAGAAUAUAUUGAGCAGUGGCAUUGUUUUCCUUACAAUAUUUGGCAGCUACUUUUUACAGUCAAACUUUUAUUAUUUUUGUACUUUGUAACAUGUAAGAGACAUACUCAGCAAAGAGUAGAUGAUGGUUUUCUAAAUCAAAUUGAAAACGUUAUACAGUGUGCAAACAUAAAGCCUUAUAACCAUGUUCAUUGAGCUUUCAUUGGAGCAAAUAGCACUUUCUUCCUUUUCAGCAGUUUGACGCAUUUGUUCAUUUUUCCUCGGUUGUGUGAGCUAUUUGGUGGAUGUGACUGAUUUGCUCCUAUUCACUCUGUCCUGAGAAAUGUCCAGCCCUAACACUGAGACCCUGCAGAGCUAUAAAAGUGUUCUGGGAUAAGUUUAACAUUAGCCAAAUGUAGUGUUUUAAGCACCUCAUUCAAAUCAAAUUCAAAUGUUUUUUGUUUGAGAUUGAUUUUGGUAGUAAAAAAAAGCUCAAAUGUAGGCUUUUUCCAUAUUUUCUUGACGACACCACAGAAAUAGUCCUAUUAAUCACAAGGUGUGACAACACACUGUUGUGUAGAAAAUUGAUAUAAAUAUGAGAGUUGCAUGCUAUUUGACAUUUGAUGGACAAGUUUAGUUUGAGAAGACCACUACAGGUAAGUGCAUGCAGUUCAGAUGCUGCAGCAGCGCCAAUGGAGCUUGUUUUACACAAAUGGAGAGACAACAUUUACAUGAAUGAACUAAGGUGAUUACAAUUACGUUUAAGAGUUCUUAGAAUCAGUAUGCUGGUAUGUGAGAGUCAGCUUUUGUUAUGCUUUGCAGUGUUUCUUUUUUACUACAUCAAAACAUUUAUUUUUCAUGUUUUCUUUAAAAACAUUACAAUUUAUUUGCAAUAUUUAUAUUAGGUCUAAUGACACCAUACACCAACAAAUAGGCCAUAAUAUAGCAGAUAAUCUCAUUUGAGGUUACACUAUGUAAAUAUGACAUUUGCCUGUAUUUAAUUGAUAAUGUAUACUGUAUUUACAGUAUAGCUCUAGGCCUAUGUUUUUAUGCCUGCAAAAGUCACACAGAAAGAG
This is a messenger RNA of Coregonus sp. 'balchen', 7312 nucleotides long. The record is from the annotation of a GenBank genome assembly. Lineage: Eukaryota; Metazoa; Chordata; Actinopteri; Salmoniformes; Salmonidae.